Messenger RNA from Nothoprocta perdicaria, 1338 nucleotides. RefSeq names its product transmembrane protein 82 (gene TMEM82). The transcript is spliced from 7 exons. The coding region runs from base 1 to 1338 and encodes 445 amino acids. NCBI's taxonomy places the organism in Eukaryota, Metazoa, Chordata, Aves, Tinamiformes, Tinamidae. The record is from RefSeq and is a predicted model, not a curated record.
AUGUCCCUGCUCUGCUCCUGGCUGCCGGCGCUGCCUGGCGGGGCCUGGGCGCUGCUGGACGGGCUCCUGCAAGGGCUCGUGGGCGCCUGCGCCACCUCCGUGCUCUACAACCUCCUCAAGGUCCAUCUCUACGUGCAGUGCGCCAACGAUGCGGAGCGGCGGGCGGACAAGGAGGCGCUGCGGGCGCAGCGGGGGCUGCUGGACGCGCUGCACGUGCCGCUGCUGACCGCCGUGCUGGCCGCCGCCGGCUCCCGCGUGGCAGCGCUCGUGGCGCUCGAGUUCUCCCUGCGYGCCGCCUCCGCGCUGCUCGCGCGCGGCCAGGGCGCCCCCGGCAGCCAGCUCUACGUGCUGUGCCAGUACUCGCUGGGCUGCGGGAUCCGCUGCGGCCUGGGCUUCCUGCUCGACGGGGCGCCGCACGCCACCUGCAACCUGCUGCUGGCGGCGGCGCUGGCAGCGCUGCUGGCGGCGGGCGCGCGGCGCCUGGCGCGCCACGUCUGCGCCCUCUACGAGCUGCACAGCCGCGCGCGCUACUGCGGCGUCUGCAUCGCGCUGCUGGCCGGCGGCCACGGCAUCCCCCGCCUGCUGCGGCGCGCGCUGGCGCUGGCCUUCGCCGUGGCCGACCCGGCCGCCGUGGCGCUGCUCAACGGCGACUUCCCGGGGCCGGCGGAGGCCGCGCGCUUCUGGACGCCGCUCGCCAUCUGCUACGCGCUGCUCGUGGUCUACAUGCAAGAGGAGCACAAGCAGGGCCAGUCCGUCUACCAGACGGUCUUGGUGCGGAUGGGCAGCCUCUUCAUCCUGCUGCUCACCGUGGGCCGCUGGCUGGACCUGCUGGGCGUGCUGGUGUCGCUGCUGGGCGAGCUCUGGUGCCUCCUGCGUGCCGGCGUCGUGCUGGACAUCUGCCGGCGCCAGGACCUGUCCCGGGAGCAGGGGCACGUUGCAGCGGCGCCGGAGGCCCCUCUGUGUCCGGACGGCUGCGGUUCGGAGCAGGGGGGCAGCAGCGAGGGCCGAGGAGGAGAAGCAGGAGGAAAGGGCUCGGGUGAAAAGUUCUGCCAGCCGGAGAGUGCAUUGGGAUGGCAGCRAUGGAUGGGUUACAGUGCCUUGGAUUCCGGAUUAAAAAUCAACAGCAUCUGCAGUUGUGGUGAAGUAUCUUCACCGGACGAACCCGGCGUCUUCAGUUCUGGUGCUUUAUUUGGGGCACAACCUGGACGUACCAAGGGAAGGACACGCUUCUCCCGCUCGACGUUCUCACCGCAAAAAGAGGGCAUCAUCGGGGCCGGAACGUGCUUGGGGAUGGRCUCCGAGGCAAGAGGCGGCCGCCUCAACAACCUGGUGCCGUGA